Molecule: messenger RNA, 195 nt
Organism: Trichobilharzia szidati
Lineage: Eukaryota; Metazoa; Platyhelminthes; Trematoda; Strigeidida; Schistosomatidae
Source: the annotation of a GenBank genome assembly
AUGAUGUGGUUCACAGCUGGUGAUUCGAUGGAGACUGUCGAUAAAGUCACUGAUGAAAGAAAAGUAGAGCCAUUGCCUAUUCUGAUUGUGAAGAUUGUACUUGGAAUCUUUGGUUUCAUUAUGAACCUGUGCGUACUACUUACUCUGACAUUACGACUGAAGUACCGAAUUUACAUCAUUAUGAUGACAUUGGCA